AUGUCCACUCUACUGCUCUUGCAGAGACUGGCUCUGCUGCCUUCCUUCUGUGAGGGACAGCAGAACCAGGUCAUCCACGCAGAACAAACUCUUGAUUUGAGUGUGCUGUAUCAUCUCUUUGAGGAGUACAGCAGUGUGGGCUCGAUCACUGUCAUGGAUGUGUUUCUGGGUAUCGUGUGUUUUCUGGUGGUGUCGUUGGGCGGUAUCGUGGUGGGUGCCAUCUACGGCAUCCUGGCAGCCUUCACGUCCCGCUUCACCUCGCACACGCGCGUCAUCGAGCCUCUGUUCGUCUUCGUCUACAGCUACAUGGCUUACCUGUCAGCGGAGGUGUUUCAUUUGUCCGGCAUCAUGGCGUAA
Messenger RNA from Sinocyclocheilus rhinocerous, 357 nucleotides. RefSeq names its product Na(+)/H(+) exchanger beta-like. The record is from RefSeq and is a predicted model, not a curated record. NCBI's taxonomy places the organism in Eukaryota, Metazoa, Chordata, Actinopteri, Cypriniformes, Cyprinidae. The transcript is spliced from 2 exons. Gene Ontology annotation, cellular component: plasma membrane. Bases 1 to 357 code for a protein of 118 amino acids. Gene Ontology annotation, molecular function: potassium:proton antiporter activity; sodium:proton antiporter activity. Gene Ontology annotation, biological process: proton transmembrane transport; sodium ion import across plasma membrane; regulation of intracellular pH.